Gambusia affinis (western mosquitofish) is the source of this 3942-nucleotide messenger RNA. It is a transcript of the gene wdr41, whose product is annotated as WD repeat domain 41. Gene Ontology annotation, biological process: regulation of autophagy. Gene Ontology annotation, cellular component: lysosomal membrane. The transcript has 13 exons. The record is from RefSeq and is a predicted model, not a curated record. The coding region runs from base 329 to 1669 and encodes 446 amino acids. Gene Ontology annotation, molecular function: protein binding. NCBI's taxonomy places the organism in Eukaryota, Metazoa, Chordata, Actinopteri, Cyprinodontiformes, Poeciliidae.
UGAAAAGCUUCCGUAGUCACAUGAAUGGUUUGUUGUGGUUGUGCCUUUUUUUCCCAUGUUACACUAUGUCGUUUCAAUUCUGACAGUGUAAUCGUCUCUAUUUUGCUGUAAUAUUACGAUUCUUCGGAUUCUGUCACUUAUAAAUCUCCCCAUAAACAAGUGACGCGAGAACGUUUCGGAUUUUUCGGUUAGUCUGGUGACUGGUGAGGCAUGUAUCACCCCGCAGCCUGAGCUAGACACACAGGGAGGCUGUUGUUAGUUAGAUUUUCUUGUUUUUACUUUGAGGGAGUCAGUUUACGGUUGCUGUUUCUGGAGCCGCGGGUUCGUCAUGCUGCGGUGGAUUCUCGGAGGUCGGGAGGGGCAGAGCUCAGUGGAGAAAAGCUCCGUGUUGUGCAUCGGAGAGGAACAGCCCAAAAACUGCUUCACUGAGCUGCAGGUGCUGAAAGGACAUUUUGACAUCGUUCGAUUUCUGGUGCAGAUUGAUGACUUCAGGUUUGCUUCGGCAGGGGACGACGGCCUGGUGCUGGUGUGGAACGUCGAGACGGGAGAGCGGCUGCAGGAGCUGAGAGGACACUCCCAGCAGAUCACAGCCGUCAGCGCCUUCUCCUGCGGCGGCUUCACGUCGCUCAUCACCGCCUCCUCAGACCGGAGCCUCAGUUUGUGGGAUCCUGACACGGGAAACAGAGUGCAGACCAUUUCAGACCUGCAGUCGCCUGUGAAGUGUUUGCUGGUGCUGGAGCGGCUGUCUGUGUGGCUCUCCGGCGGGGAAGAGUUGUGCGUUUGGGACAAAGACUUCCAGCUGCUGUGUCACAGGCAAAAGCACAGCGACACCGGAGUUGCUGCUCUGGUAGAACUGCCAAAGAACUGCGUGGCAGCCGCUGUGGAUAAAGAGAUAGUGAUCUACAGAUUGACUGCGUCAUCGGAUUCGUCUGUGUUGCUGGAUGAGAUCUCGCGUUGUUCUGAUCACCACGACCAGAUCCGAGCGCUCAUCAACGUCAACGACGGGAUGUUUGCCAGCGGCUCCCACGCGGGCGAGUUGAUCCUGUGGGACUCGGCGAACUUUUGGAACGUGGCCUACGAGCACAUCCUGUGGGAGGAGUCUCACCCCAGCAGCCAGACGGAAAUCAGACUGGCCGCUCCCAAGCCCAGUGAGAUGUCCAUCCAGCACCUGACCUCCAACGGGAGGCUGAUCCUGGCGGCUGUGGGCAGUGGGCUGUACGUGUACGACGUCGUGACCAAAGCUGUGGUGGCCUACAGGAAGGCCGCACACGACUCCAACGUGCUGCACACCAUGCUGCUGUCUGACGGUGAGGUGAUGUCGUGCUCUGAAGACGGCAGCGUGAGGAUGUGGGAGAUUCAAGAUUUACCUUUGGCUGCUGAACCAGCAUCUGCAGGGUUCUUUGGUAUGUGGACUUUUGGACGGUCGAGCAAACAGCCCGGUCCACAGUCAAAGAAGGUCCUGGAAAUACCCAACCUGAGGACGCUGGAGCUGACCGGAGAUCUGAUUGGACACUCGGGAGCGGUCCAGAUGUUUCUGAGCUUCAGGGAGAAGGGCUUGGUGACGUGCUCGACGGACCACCUGCUGAUCCUGUGGAAGGACGGGGAGAGGCAGUCCCGGCUGCGCAGCCAGGCGCUGUUCCAGAAGCUGGAGGAGAACGGAGGACUCUGAAACCGAAGCCUUUCAGUCAGGAGAGAAGGAUGACUAUCAUUGCCUCGCACAUCAUUUGACUGUAGACUGACGAUUGCUGUGUACAUUCAUUGGUUGGCUAGUUAUUUUUUAUUUUUUAUUGAGGAAAGUUCAUUAAUUAAAAAAAACCUAUUGCCUUUCUUUCCACCAUUGUUUGAGAUCCAGAGAGCUGAAUCCUGUUUGAGGUAAGAAAAAAAAAAUCCCUGCUGUGAUUUUGUAAGAGAAAACAAAUACAAAUUUUAGCAUUUUUCUUUUUCAGGGUGUCCACGCAUCCUUAAAACAUUUUAAAUUCAACUCAUGCCUCAAAUGUAAGGCAUUAAAAUGCCUUUAAUUCAUAAAAAUAUAAGUUGGUCUUAAAGAUAAGAGUCACAGAUCUUAAAUUGUGUUGCAGCAGAGCUAUUUAAACUCAUGUAGGCCGAAAGUUUUGAGUCGGCUGCAAACAUCUCAACUGUGUUUUUAGUCCAGGCAAAAAACAUUGAAGCUAAAGCUUUUGCGUGGAGUUGAGGUUAAGAGAAUUUGCAGUGAGAAGCCACAGUCGAGACCCAUAAACAGAGCCCAGAAAUAUCACAAUUUAGGCUGAACUUGAUUAUAAUACAGGAGGAUCUCCCAUCCUCCUUUUAGGACUUAAAUUUAAUUCAAGGUGUCAUUAAAAGUCUCCAGUUCAACUGCAGAUAGCCUGUCCUUGAGCCCAGUGUUAAGAACAGGCUUAACAACCUUUAAUUGAAGAUGAAGUGAAUCUUCAUUUAAAAGAUUCACUAUUAAAUGAAUCUUUUUUUUCUUUACAGCUUACAUUGGCGAGUUAUGGAGGCAGCUGCCAAAAUCCUCCUAAGUUGUUCUGUUUUUAUUAAUUGCACCAAUCAGUGCCAAGCAAAGCUCGGAUAUUAAAUGUCACACUCUGUAAAUGUGAUAUUGCAUGCUUAUUUAUUCAUGAAAUAAAUCAUAUUUCUCAAACUGAUGGGAUAUUGUUUGUUUUGUUUUUUUUUUCCAUUUAGUUAUGCAAAACAAAGUUUAUUUUCUGUUUACAUUUGAUGAUGCCCAGUAGAUAUCUUUCCCAUUUUUACCUGGAUCCGCUCCGGUGCUGCUUCUUUUCUUCAAAACCAGUGGUGUCAAAGCUAUGGCUGGAGGGCCAUUUGCAGCUCUUGGGAUUAUUUUGUACAGACACCAAGUAAAGAGCUUGAUAUCAUCUGUGAAACAUGGAUGAAAGUGCUGUGGUUUUGGUGAUACCUCCUGGCUAGCUCGCCAGAAUGAGCUCUACCAUGAAAAAUGUGAAACCAUCUGUAACAAACCGACACCUGAAGUAGGACUGGACUGACCAGAACUUUCAUGUCUUUCGCUUAAAAAAAUGAAGCAAUUUUGAACAUGGAGGUUAACUGGUUGAAACUUUACCAGAAGUAAACUGAAAGAGUAGGUUCCACAUCUGCAUUGGUGCCAGUGACGUAGCGACCUCAUAGUUAAAUAACGCUUUAUUCAUCUCUCACAAUACUUUUUUUUGUUUGACAGAAAACAUCGAAAAUAAGACAUAAUGUGGCAAGAGAAAAAUACACAAAGCUUUCAAAACAAUCAGCCAUGGCAGAGUUUAGGAAGGUGGAGCGUAAAACGUACAACUAUUAUGCAAGAGGCAGUAAAAUCUUUAAAAACACACAGUACAGUUGUCACGGGCAAUAAUAAUUUUUUCAAAAAUAGAUUAUAUAUAUAUAUACGUAUCCAAAAAGGAUUAUUUGCUAUAUAUAUAUAUAUAUAUAUAUAUAUAUAUAUAUAUAUAUAUAUAUAUACCACUCUCUGAUGACGGUUUUCAUCUAUAAAUGGUGCAAAGCUCAGGGUUGGCACGGCCGUCACUGAAGGCGAAGCUGUCUGUGGUUCUGCCAGGCUAAAAGACACAGAAUGCAGGCCGCAUUCAAGUAGUGACUGCUCAGUGGAAAAGGCAUGGCUGUCUGAAGUCUAAAGUCUCUCUCUCGCUCUCUCUCUAAAAUUUCUAGUUACAGGAUAGCAAAAAUAUCCCCUCAUGAAACAAUCCGAGCUGGAACCAUGUUUCAGGUCGCUGUAUUUUUGGACACGAUGGGUCGAAAUGUGAGUAACAGGGAAGCGCCGACUGCAGCUUUCUGGCUGAUCAACGAUCUUUCAUAGCCUGACCUGCCGAUUCCAAUUUUCACCAAUUCAUUUUGUCUGAAAAGUCACUUCAUAUAGCAACAAAGUCGCCAAGUUGGCAAACCCUGACCUGAUGGGCGGGUCGGGUCGUCAGCCAGGCUGCGCAAAUG